ACUAACCAAAGUCCAAUUUGCCAACUGUCUAAGAAAACCUAGAAAAAAAUAUCAAACGUUGCUUAACCCACCUUUAUUCCUUUAUCAAAUUAAAAAAAAAAAAAAACAAAUCUUUCUUCCACUACAAAAACAAACCCGCCCCUUUUCUUCUUCUUCUUCUUAUAGAUCUAGGUUUUCUUUUUUAUAUUUUUCUUAUUUGGGCUAUAAACCCCCUUUUUUCUUCAUAUUUUUCUCUUUUUACCCUUUGGGUCACCCUCAAAAUUCAAUUUUUACCUCUCUAAGAAUUUGAAUUUCGAAUUUUUAAUCCUUUUCUUGGUUAAUUUGAUCACUUUUGGUCCUUAUAUUGUUCUAUCAGAACAAGAUUCUUGAUUCUGUGCUGUUUAAUAAAUGGGGGUUUCCAAUUUGCCACCGCCCAAGCAAUAUGGGGUGACAAAACCUUUGUCUUUAGCAGGGCCUAUGGAGGCUGAUAUUCAACGUACUAAAGAGUUGGAAAAGUUCUUGGUUGGUGCUGGAUUAUAUGAAAGUGCUGAGGAGGCUGCUAAGAGAGAAGAAGUUCUUUGCCAGCUAAAGCAGAUUGUGAAGGACUGGGUGAAAGAUCUUACUCGACUGAGAGGGUAUAGCAAUCAGAUGGUCGAGGAUGCAAAUGCUGUCAUUUUAACCUUUGGUUCUUAUCGACUUGGGGUGCAUGGUCCUGGAGCUGACAUAGACACCUUAUGUGUUGGACCAUCCUACGUGAAUCGAGAGGAGGACUUCUUUUUGGUAUUGCAUAAUAUUUUAGCGGAGAGGGAAGAAGUUACUGAACUACAACCAGUUCCAGAUGCACAUGUCCCUGUUAUGAAGUUUAAGUUUGAUGGGAUCUCAAUUGAUCUUCUCUAUGCAAGCAUUUCUCUUUUGGUUGUACCACAUGAUUUGGACAUUUCCAGUGAAUCCAUGUUAUGCAACGUUGAUGAGCCAACUGUAAGGAGCCUUAAUGGCUGCAGGGUGGCAGAUAAAAUCCUUAAACAUGUUCCAAAUAUUGAGUUUUUCCGGACCACUCUUCGAUGUUUAAAGUUUUGGGCUAAACAGCGUGGUGUUUAUUCAAAUGUGACUGGAUUUCUUGGUGGAGUGAACUGGGCUCUUCUGGUUGCUCGGGUUUGCCAACUCUAUCCAAAUGCUGUUCCGAGUAUGCUGGUUUCUCGUUUUUUCCGUGUAUAUACACAAUGGCGCUGGCCAAAUCCUGUGAUGCUUUGUCAAAUAGAGGAUAAAGAAUUAGGAUUUUCUGUCUGGGAUCCACGUAAAAACCCUUGGGACCGUACACAUCAAAUGCCAAUUAUUACACCUGCCUAUCCUUGCAUGAACUCUAGCUACAAUGUGUCUGCAAGUACUCUUCGAGUUAUGACCGAACAAUUUGAAUUCGGGAAUAACAUAUGUCAGGAAAUUGAGCUGAAUAAAGCCCAGUGGACUGCAUUAUUUGAGAAGUAUCCUUUCUUUGAAAGCUACAAGAACUAUUUGCAAGUUGACAUCGUUGCAGCUGAUGCUGAUGACUUGCUUGUGUGGAGAGGCUGGGUCGAAUCCCGGCUAAGACAGCUUACUUUGAUGAUUGAGCGGGACACAUUUGGUAAACUGCAGUGCCAUCCUUAUCCCCAUGAGUGUGUGGACCAGUCCAAACAAUGUGCACAUCGUGCCUUCUUCAUGGGUUUGCAGAGGGGACGGGGAGAGUUAGUUCAAGAUGGCCAGCAAUUUGAUAUUCGUGGGACAGUUGAUGAAUUUAGACACCAAGUAAAUAUGUAUAUGUAUUGGAAACCAGGAAUGGAAAUGUUUGUGUCCCAUGUUCGUAGAAAGCAGAUUCCCUCUUAUGUUCUACCAGAUGGUUAUAAACGAAACCAAACACCAAGGCCAAUGAGUGGGCAGCUGGCAGAGAAACCUUCCUCUACUAUAUGCAGAUCAAGUUCCGGAGAAAGAGGUUUGAAAAGGAAAAAAGAGCUUGAAGGUGCAGAAGAGAAUCAACAGAACCGGGACAAAAGGCCAUCAAUUAGUCCUCCAAGAAGGGAUUCAUCUUCACCUGAACUAAUUGUUGGUCAGAAAAGUGGCAUGUUGUUACAACAGCGUUCCGCGACAGUUUCUGGAGGGAAUAGAAAAAGUGAAGAAAUUUCAAAUAAUUUUACAAAUGAUAAGGUGCAGUUUGCUGUUCUGGACAAAGGUGCCCAUGUUGAAUCAACUAAGUCACGAGGAGCACAAUUUGAGGAAAGUGCUGUUGGAUCCGUCUACCGUCCUAGUGGUGUCGCAAACCUUGUUGAAGCUGGUACCUUUGGCGAUCCAGUGCAUGAAUUGCUCCAACUCAGCCACGAUGGCCGUGCUGUGGACAGUACUGGUUGCAACUCUAUCUGUUCUUCUCAGGGUGAUCUAUACACCGCGGAUUCCAAGUCACUAUUGAAUAAUGUAUGUGAAAAUGGUUCCAGAUAUUUUGAAGAUGCGUUGCUGGAGUUAGAGCCAAAAGCUGCACGUGGAGUGUUAACAUCUCUGGAUAGCGUUGGAUCGGAAUCUGUACAGAAAUCCUCUAUAAGGGUUAGCGUUACGUCAACAGCUUGAAAGAAGUAGAGUCGCAUCCUUGAGGGAUGAAAAGCCAGCUCAACACGGUAAGUAUAACGUUGCUUGCUAGCUGUCAUUUCGCUCUGUUUUUCUUUUCCAGGCAGCUAGUAAGUCCGACAUUGGGAGAGAGUCCUGAUAUUCCGGCGAAGAGUUCAGUCGUGUGGACUCAUGUACAGCUCAGUUUAUGUGAAAAUACGAGGGACGCUAUUGAAGAAGAUUGUUCUUCAUGCAUCAGUUCAGUAGAUCUCUUUUUUCAAAAAAAAAAUAAAAAAAUAUAUAUAUAAAAAAAUGGGGGGAAUUAACAAGUAGAAGACGAUGCUAAGGUUGAGUGGGUCAAUGGAAAUGUUAGGUAUACUGGGUUUAUGUGAAAGGUUGAUUUCACAGUACAUUUGUUCCUUUUUAAUUGUAUUUGUAACCCGACGACAGUUAUUGACCAACAUAUUUCAGUUUGCAUCUUUGUCAA
Capsicum annuum is the source of this 3031-nucleotide messenger RNA. RefSeq names its product nuclear poly(A) polymerase 4. Gene Ontology annotation, molecular function: RNA binding; poly(A) RNA polymerase activity. The coding region runs from base 388 to 2568 and encodes 726 amino acids. Gene Ontology annotation, cellular component: nucleus. The transcript has 12 exons. The record is from RefSeq and is a predicted model, not a curated record. NCBI's taxonomy places the organism in Eukaryota, Viridiplantae, Streptophyta, Magnoliopsida, Solanales, Solanaceae.